AGAGAGGAAGUAGUCAGUUGUAGACGAAUGCUUAUGUCACCGGCAGAAGUGGAGUAUACAUCCCCCACAGACAAACACACGCAGACUCACACGCUCAAUGGUUUACCACGCUCUUUGGCAUUCUCUGUCUCUCAGCACCUCGGCACCUUUCUCUGGUCGGCGGCCACAGAAACUCACACAGAGACACUGAACAAACACCGUCCGCUGUAAUCCACCGAGCAGUCAGACCGAGCAGCGGUGCCUACAGGGCUUGUUGUCCUCGAGAUGGAAAACAAAAGUGAUGUUAGGGCCAUCAUGGCUCGCUUCCAAGCGAGUGGAGCGAGCACUGACGAGACUUCCUCCACACCCGCUGGACGUGGCAAACAGCCCCUGCACCCCACCCUCUCCUCUGGCCCGACCCCACAUAGGAAACCUGUCCUGGAGAGCCUCUCGGGCAGUGCCAUAAAUGUUCCUCCAAAACCAACUUUCCUGAAAAACACAGUAUCCACGAAAAGUGACACAGACGCACAUGAGCCGAGCAAAGCCAAGGCCCUGGCCAGCAGGUUUUCUAGCGCCCAGGAUGACACCAACAACAAACCUUUCACUGUUAAUAAGCAGCACACACCCGUGAAGCCACCUUUUUCACAGGCUCCUGAAACCAAAGGCCUCGGACCUAAGCCUCCUCUCAACAAACCCUCCCUCAGCUCCACCCUGUCUGAAUCCAAACCUGCCUUUCCUAAACCCGCUCCAGUACUCAGCUCCAAGCCUAGCUGGGUGAAAGAGGACAGUAAUGGGGGUGCAGCAUUAAACACCAGUUCCACGCCACCCAAAAUACCUAAUCUGCAACAAAAACCGACCAGCAGCAUCGGAAAAUUACGGCAGCACGUCGACGAAGCGGAAGGAGCAAACACAGACGCUGCGAACAAACCUUCACCUUUUGCUAACUCUACUUUUAAAGGCCCCUCCAACUUUCGAACUGCUCAGAACAUGUUCAACAAGGAGAAGGACAAGACUGAGCAGGCAGACGGCGGCGUGGUCAACAAACCGCCCCUUACUGCUACUAAAUCCAUUCCACCUCCCAAACCUCCAGUCAAUAAAAAGCCCAGCCUGAGGAAGCCACCAAAGGCCUCUCCUGUGAGCAGCAGCGUCAACGGUGAUGCUACUUCAGAACCAAAGCGUAACCCCCUCCCCAACACUUUUGCUUUGGGUCCUCCUCCUGCUAAACCUAACCGACCCCCCAAAGUCAACCUGGAGAACUUUAAACGAGGUGCUGAGGCCUCCAAUGAUGGUAAGUCAGACUUGGUUAACGGCUGUAGAACAACUGAUGCCAUCCCACCGCGACAUCCGGAAACCAUGGACCAGCAGGACGAUGUAUACGAUGACGUUGAUGAACGGAGCAGCGCUCCUCCGCCCCCUCCACCACCAUCUUCAGGUCACCCGAGUAUGAGGGCAAAGGAGGAAAAUGAUGAAGACGACGAUGAUGGAGAGAUGUAUGAGGACCUUGAUGAACGAUGGGAAGCGGCUGAACAAAAACAAGACAAGAAGAAGGAGAAAGAGGAGAAGGAGGAGAAGAAAAGACUGGAGACGGAGAAGAAGGAGCAGAAGGAACGUGAGAAGAAAGAGCAAGACGCUCGAAAGAAAUUCAAAUUGUCUGGACCGAUAGAAGUCAUUCACCAGGGAAAGGCCCGUGUUGACUGCAGAGGCGGCAAGACUGACCUGGCUCUGAAGCAGGGAGACAGUCUGGACAUCAUCCGUGUGCAGGGCAACCCAGAGGGGAAAUGGUUGGGACGGUCGCAGGACGGAUCAAUUGGCUAUGUGAAGACCACUUCAGUGGAAAUCGACUUUAACACGCUGAAGAAGCGUCAGGUUCAACAGGCGUAUGAUCCUGAGGUCUACGAUGACAUCGAUGUGGUCUCUGAUAACAGUGGUAUCAAAGGACCAGGAGUCGUCCUGCCCCCGCUGCCGGGAGAGGGAGGAGAAAUAUACGAUGACGUUGUCGAUCUGAACCUGGAAGUCAGCUCCCCAGAGCCCAGGUCCUCUCCUACAAAGCCCCUUGGCUUCCUGCGGAUGUUUGACCGAAACAGACGUCUUGCCAGCACUAAAGUAGUGCCUCCACCCAGCCAGUUUACUUCAGACGGGAACUCAGAUCAGCAGGGAGCAGCAAUCGAUGAGGAGAUAUACGAUGAUGUUGACUCUCAAAAUGUGCCACCCCCUCCUCCCAUAAGCAGCCUUCCGGUCAUUAGAGGCAAAAGCAGGUCUGAAGAUAUGGACCCAAAGAAGCAGAAAAAGUUUGAGAAAGAGGAGAAGGAAUUCAGGAAAAAGUUUAAGUAUGAAGGGGAGGUACAGGUGCUGUACCAGGUGACCAUCACUAACACACUUAACAAUAAGAAGUGGAGCGCCAAAGAGCUGCCGCUGAAAGCAGGCGAGAGACUCGACGUCAUUGUGAAAGCUGUGGACAACAAACUGAUAUGUCGAAACGACGACGGCAAGUUUGGUUAUGUUUCGACCUCCCACAUCGCUACAGACGAUGGAGAUAUCUAUGAUGACAUUGGAGAUGACUGCAUCUAUGACAACGAUUAAGAGACAUCCUGCACUGGCCCGAUUGUUUUACACCAAUUUUGCUCAUUUUUGUUAUUUAUUAUGAUUGUUGAUACCCACUGGGAGUUGCUAUAAGUUAGCUGGAUAGUCAGACUGAUUUGCCAUAAGAGUUGUAAUCGGCAAUUCAAACAUCUGGAGUCAGGCUGGCUUAAAGUCCUCUGAACAAUGCAAUGUUUUUUUUAAGUUGCUCCAAAACAAACUGCUAAACAAACUAUGUAAAGUUGUGAUAUUACUUGAAGGACCUUGAAGCGGGAAACAUUUGUUGGAACAACAGUAUUUGAAUAUUUCUGUUUAUCUUCUCAUUCUCAUUGAAAACCUCCACAGCACUGUAUUUAUAUGUAGACUUCUACAGUUUAGCAACAUUAUUAGAACAGCUACAGUACAUGCUAAAGCUACGAUAUAAUUUUUUUUCAAUUUACCGCCUAACUGAAGUCAACAGUAAUGCUACCUGUAAUGAAUUUAUGUGCCUCUAUGCAAGUCAACAUGCAGAAAAAACAACUGUUUUAGGUAGAAAUGGCUUCUUAAUACUGUACAUAAAAUUAUGAAAUACAUGUAAAUUGUGUUAGAUUUUUCAUAGCUUGUCCUGUUGUUAAGGUAAGAGUGUGUCUGCUAUAAAGAGAAUAAAGAGAAUGCUUCUGUUCCAUAAAGACA
Molecule: messenger RNA, 3228 nt
Organism: Stegastes partitus (bicolor damselfish)
Lineage: Eukaryota; Metazoa; Chordata; Actinopteri; Pomacentridae
Gene: fyb1b
Product: FYN binding protein 1 b
Biological process (GO): integrin-mediated signaling pathway; T cell receptor signaling pathway; protein localization to plasma membrane
Cellular component (GO): plasma membrane
Molecular function (GO): protein binding
Source: RefSeq, a predicted model, not a curated record